AUGGAGAGCCAUGCUGCUCGUGGUGCACCAAACCCGCAAAGGGUGGCUGGUUCGGUCGUCCAAGACGAUUUGAUCAUGGGGACUAACAAUAGCAGCAUUGUCUCGAAACGGAGUGUGGAACGUCUCUAUUAUUCGGACGAGCCUCCAUUCUUUCGCUAUUUUGUCAACAAGCCACAGCGACGAGCACCACUCAUUAACCGCGGCUACUGGCUUAGGAUGAAGGCGAUUGAUAAUGUCGUACGUCUUUUUCUAGAACGACCAAGUAGUAAGAGAAAAGUCGUGGUCAAUUUGGGCUGUGGCUAUUCUUGUGGUAACACUGUAUUUGUCGACAUUGAUUAUAAAGAUCUUAUGAUGAGAAAACGCAGAACUGUGCAGCAAACACCGGAGUUGAUCUCCAUGCUGACCAACGUGGAAACACCACAAGACGAUGGUCUGUUGCUCAGCAGUGACCAGUACCUACAAAUAGGCUGUGAUCUUCGCGACUUGCAACGGCUGAAUGACUUAGUAGCUCAAGCUCUAGAUAUCGAGCAAUGUCUAAUACUCUUUGUGGCCGAGGUCUCUAUAGCCUACAUGGACUCGGUCUACUCUGAUGCCGUCAUUGGUUGGGCGAGUAUGCUUCCUUCAGCACAAUUCUGCCUUCUUGAACAGCUUCUCCCUGAUGGCGAAGAUCACCCAUUCGCAGCCACCAUGAUGGCGCACUUUAAGAAGCUGAAUACUCGAUUAAGAUCGGUACAAAAGUAUCCAACGGUCGACGCACAGAGUUGUCGUUUUCGGAAGCUCGGCUGGGAUAAUAUUUCCAUACGCAACCUGUGGGAGUUAUGGGCGUCAUCCGACUUUAUCUCGCCAGCAGAGCGCCAGGUCUUAGAUCACGUUGAGCCCUUCGAUGAAUGGGAAGAGUUUGCCCUAUUUGGCUGUCACUAUUUCUUGCUCGUAGCUGUCAAUAAAGGGUUCCAAAUUGAUGUCUUGGUGCCAGUUGAUAGUAUCUCUGGACAUGACAAGUCUAUUGUCUCUGUGCAACCAGCAUCAACGCGAACGGCACAAGUCAUGUUUUCUGAAAAUCCAAAAGGACAAGCUUGUGCACGACUCGGUGCAAUAUUGCCACUACGAGGCUCUGCCAGACAUGAGACGGCUUUUGGGAAUUAUGGUGGAAUGGGAUUGAAAACCAGAGUUGACUCGUACGACGUGAUUUCGCUUACUCCGCACGCGAGUAGUGACAGGGUGUUCGAGGCACCAAAAUCCUCGAGCCAUCCUUCAGGUCGAAUGUGUCACACUAUCACAAUCAUAGAUGAGAGUACCUCACUUCUGGUCGGUGGUAGAACAUCUCCAGAUAAAGGGUUGAAAGAUUGUUGGAUUUAUCACCGAUGGGUUGGGAUAUGGGAGCCGGUUGAUGACCUCCCUUACUCAUUGUAUCGACACCAAGCUGUGUAUCUAGGUAACGGAUGUGUCCUCGUUUCUACUGGCAGGAUAAACUCACGCCAGCUAUCUCAGCAUUAUUUGAUUUGGAGUCGCCAUUGGGGCUGGGUUCAAUGCCAUCAGCGCGCUGGUGGCGCUCCUCACAACACAUAUGGCUCUAUUUUUCUAAUGGGCUCUUCGGACUCCCUUAAGAGUAGUGGUCUAGUUGUAGGUGGGCUCUCUAGUGACGCGGUUAUACAGUCCGAUUUGUGGCACUGGGAAGUAGAGGCGCCCUUUAGUGAGAACCCAAAACUUCGAUUCCACCUCGGUUAUAAUGGAUCUCUUUCUGAAUCAGAGCUAUUAACCAAUAACCUAGCAUUUGGUAGAUUCGGAGCGAGCGUUAUACAUCAUCAAGGACUAAUAUAUAUCAUUGGUGGAGUCGCUAAAGACACACUGCUCGGUUCACGCGAAGAGAUAUACUCUUUCUUGUUGAAAGAUGAUUUGAGUGCCGCAGAAUUCAGGAACGUCCAGUUAGAACUCAAUGACACGAUCCCAAGGCCUCUCCUUAUUGGGUCAAGUGUCGUCGCCAUAGGGCCAUCGAUAGUGAUCGUUGGAGGAUCAGCUGUAUGCUUCUCGUUUGGCACAUCCUGGAACAGAGGAGUAUAUUCUGUAGGAGACCAAAAUCCGGAUGACAGUUCCGGUAAUAAUCUAUGGAGCUAUACACACACUGUUCGACCAACUCCAUCCAUGCCGCAACAUGUACCAUCAACGGGAUUGUCAAUCGACAGUAUUCCUUCUCAGCCUAUCCAAGUGCGAAGGAUAAAGGUUGAUGGCUCUAGUGAUUUACAAUCGGUAUUUCAAGCUGGGUCCCCUGUGGUUCUAGAGGAUUGUGAUCUCGGUAGCUGCCUCGAUGAAUGGACCUUACCAGGCCUUAGGUCAAAGAUAGGUUCUAGCAGAGAGGUCGUUGUCCACCAAAGUACACAUUCACAAAUGGACUUCAAGGCGAAGAAUUUCGCAUACGCUAGCAGGACAUUUGGAGACUUUUUAGAUGCGAUAGAAAGAGGUGAGAGACUAUAUCUGCGGGCUCUCUCGUCUGAAAACGCCAAAGAGAUUCCCACAAACCUGGAACGGGAUUAUCCAUCGAUUGCUUCUGAAUUCCACUUGCCGGAAUAUCUUAAUUAUGUACAUGAAAACAUGCACAGUUCACCGUUACGCAUAUCCGGUCCAGUCAAUAUGUGGCUUCAUUAUGAUGUAAUGGCGAAUGUCCUUUGCCAGAUCCAGGGUGAAAAAAGAAUGCUCCUUUUUCCACCUACAGAUGUGACAAAAUUCGACUUUGAGCCAGGCGACUCAAGUUCAAGCUACAAUGUCUUUGCAGCAAUUGAAAGCAACAGCCUCUUCGGCUGCCAUCCGCACGAAACCACCUUGAAAAGGGGCGAUGUGCUAUUCAUACCAUCGUUGUGGCUUCAUGCCGCCUCGCCAAUAUCUGGCGUCAGUGUGGCGGUGAACGUUUUCUUUCGCGAUUUGAAGUCGGGUUAUGCUGCGGGGAAGGAUGUAUAUGGAAACAGGGAUUUGCAGGCGUAUGAGAAAGGACGGCAAGACAUCACAAGAAUAUUGAAGUCUUUCGAUGGCCUGUCAAACAACACCAGAAGCUUCUACCUGCAAAGGCUCGUCGCAGAAUUUCAUGAGCGAGUGCGAGAUAAACUUCCCUAA
This is a messenger RNA of Glarea lozoyensis ATCC 20868, 3102 nucleotides long. Its product is annotated as S-adenosyl-L-methionine-dependent methyltransferase. Bases 1 to 3102 code for a protein of 1033 amino acids. Gene Ontology annotation, molecular function: protein binding; tRNA methyltransferase activity. The record is from RefSeq and is a predicted model, not a curated record. Gene Ontology annotation, biological process: tRNA methylation; wybutosine biosynthetic process. The transcript is spliced from 9 exons. Lineage: Eukaryota; Fungi; Ascomycota; Leotiomycetes; Helotiales; Helotiaceae.